Molecule: messenger RNA, 354 nt
Organism: Babesia microti strain RI
Lineage: Eukaryota; Apicomplexa; Aconoidasida; Piroplasmida; Babesiidae
Product: Rrp15p
Exons: 4
Coding region: 1-354 (117 amino acids)
Source: RefSeq, a predicted model, not a curated record
AUGGAUAACCAUAAUGACAUUGGUAACGCCAAUAGUGCAGUAAAUGACUCAAAAAAUAAUCAAACUGAUAUUGGCGUUAAUUUGAAAGGAUUCUCAACAGCCUUCAAAACUGUACACGACAGGAAAGGUGGUAAAAUUGUCAAGUUACUAAAAAAUCGCAAGAAAGUUAACAAAUCUAAUCAAAUUGUGAAUGCCGAGGCUCAGAAACAAGCUAGGCUAAUAAGGAAACACCGUGAAUCCAUCCGACAAAAACCCGCCGAUUACGAUGUAAAAUCUGAAAGGGUACUGAAAAGUAUAGCAAAAAAAGGAGUUAUAAAUAUAUUGAAGACCAUUUAUGAAACACAAAGUUUUUAA